AUGGUGAGGCUCGUGCUGCCCAACCCGGGCCUGGAGGACCGGAUCACUUCCCUGGAUGAGCUGGAGAGCAUCGAGGAGAAGGAGGCCAGCUCGCGGCCCCAGUGGGACAACAAGACCCAGUACAUGCUCACCUGUGUGGGCUUCUGCGUGGGCCUCGGCAACGUGUGGCGCUUCCCUUACCUGUGCCAGAGCCACGGAGGAGGAGCCUUCAUGAUCCCGUUCCUCAUCCUGCUGGUGGUGGAGGGCAUGCCCCUGCUCUACCUGGAGUUCGCCAUCGGCCAGCGGCUGCGGAAGGGCAGUGUGGGCGUGUGGAGCUCCAUCCACCCGGCCCUCAAGGGCGUAGGCAUCGCCUCCAUGUUCGUGUCCUUCAUGGUGGGUCUGUACUACAACACCAUCAUCGCCCUGGUCAUGUGGUACUUCUUCAACUCCUUCCAGGAGCCCCUGCCGUGGAGCCAGUGCCCGCUCAACGGGAACCACACAGGCUACGUGGAGGAGUGUGCCAAGAGCUCCUCCGUGGACUACUUCUGGUACCGAGAGACCCUCAACAUCUCCACCUCCAUCAGCGACUCGGGCUCCAUCCAGUGGUGGAUCCUGCUCUCCCUGACCUGUGCCUGGAGCGUGCUGUACGUGUGCACCAUCCGUGGCAUUGAGACCACGGGGAAGGCUGUCUACAUCACCUCCACGCUGCCCUACAUUGUACUGACCAUCUUCCUCAUCCGCGGCCUGACGCUGAAGGGUGCCACCAACGGCAUCGUCUUCCUGUUCACGCCCAACGUCACGGAGCUGGCCAACCCCACCACCUGGCUGGACGCGGGCGCCCAGGUGUUCUACUCCUUCUCGCUGGCCUUCGGAGGCCUCAUCUCCUUCUCCAGCUACAACUCUGUGCACAACAACUGUGAGAUGGACUCUGUGAUCGUGUCCAUCAUCAACGGCUUCACGUCCGUGUAUGCGGCCACCGUGGUCUACUCCAUCAUCGGCUUCCGGGCCACCGAGCGCUACGACGACUGCUUCAGCACGAACAUCCUGACCCUCGUCAACGGGUUCGACCUGCCCGAGGGCAACGUGACCCAGGAGAACUUCGCAGACAUGCAGCGCUGGUGCAACGCCACAAAUCCCGUCGCCUACGCGCAGCUGAGCUUCCAGAACUGCGACAUGAACUCCUUCCUCUCCGAGGGUGUGGAGGGCACGGGCCUGGCCUUCAUCGUCUUCACCGAGGCCAUCACCAGGAUGCCAGUGUCCCCGCUGUGGUCCGUGCUCUUCUUCCUCAUGCUCUUCUGCCUGGGCCUGUCCUCCAUGUUCGGGAACAUGGAGGGUGUGGUGGUGCCCCUGCAGGAUCUCAGGCUUAUCCCCAAAAAGUGGCCCAAGGAGCUGCUCACAGGCGUCAUCUGCUUGGGCAUGUACCUCAUCGCCUUCGUCUUCACGCUGAACUCCGGCCAGUACUGGCUGUCCCUGAUGGACAGCUACGCCGGCUCCAUUCCCCUGCUGAUCAUCGCCUUCUGUGAGAUGUUUGCUGUUGUCUACGUGUACGGCGUGGACAGGUUCAACCGGGACAUCGAGUUCAUGAUUGGCCACAAGCCCAACAUCUUCUGGCAGCUCAUGUGGAGAGUGGUCAGCCCCAUAAUCAUGUUGGUCAUCUUCCUCUUCUACUUCGUGAUCCAGGUCAACAAAGAGCUCACGUACAACGUCUGGGACCCUAGCUACGACAAGUUUCCCCAGUCCCAGCAGGUGGCCUACCCAGGCUGGGUGUACGCCGUGGUGACCAUUGUGGCUGGGGUGCCGUGCCUCACCAUUCCCUGCAUCGCCUUCUACAAGAUCAUCAGAAACCAUUGGCGGAGGCCAGGUGACCAGCAAGGGCUGGUCAGCACACUGUCCACAGCCUCUGUGAACGGAGAACUCAAGUCCUGAGUGGGCCCAGCCCAUAGUCUGCAGCCGAUAGUGUCGGGAGGAAAGGAGCCACAGGACCUUGAGGUGGCAGGGCUGCAGUGUGCGUGUGCAUGAAUGCAUGGGUGUGUACAUAUGUGUUGUCCAAGUGUGUUCAUGCAUACAUGCAGGGGUACACACAUGUACAGGUGCAAAGUGUGUGGUGUGUAUGUUAGAAUGCAUAUAAACACGUAUGUGUCUGAGUGUGUAAGUAUAUGUGUGAAUAUGUGUGUGUUGUGCAUGUAUAUAUACCCAAGCACAUGUUUGUGUGUACACGCAUGGUAGUGUAUGCAUGCCUGUACGUGUGCAUAAGCACACGUUUUACACACGUGUAAAUGUUUAUGUGUGAGCAUAUGUGUGUGUGCAUGAAGGUGUGUAUAUGUCUGUGGAUAUAAGUUGUGCACACACAUGCAGGUGAACAUGAACAUUAUGUUGCAGAUAUGUGUGCACAUGCAUAUGCAGGUGUGUGUGUUUGGGUGUAAAAUGUGUCUGUAUGAUGUGGGUUAUGUAUAUAUGAGUGUAUGUGGGCCUGUGUAUUGUGCACACAGAUAUUUGUACAUAUGCACCUAAGUGUGCGUGAAUUGUAUACACCUGUACCCAACUCACAAGUGUGUGCCUGUGCCUAUUCCUGUAUGCAUACAUGUGCUUAUUGCACAUAUGUGUGAAAAUGUAUGUGUUUACAUGUUCCUGACACGUGCCCCUUUUCAGGCCUGGCCACCGUAUGCACUGUCCCUCAUGUGGACAUGGUGGUGGGGCAUGGACUGUGGCCUGGGGCAGACCUGGCUCAGGACUUGCCUGACCUGCACUGCCCUGUGAAGAGUCCAAGACCCAGGUGAGGGAGGCCAAGUUGCUAUGCUCCCUCUGUUGCGAGGCAGGAGACAGAGCGUGAGCCGCCGGCUGGUCUCCUUGGAAUUGUCCCCGCUGCCCACCCCACACUGCUGGCUGCCCUGGACCAACGGCCCCUGAGGGAAAGGUGUGGGCCCUUUUGCUCUUCAAGGAGAAGUGUGAGGGGCAUGGGUGGGCGAGGCUGCGGGCCUGGCUGGGGGACUGACCGUUUAAUCAUUGCUGCUGGCUGCACAGCUCAAUGGGCAGCUCAGCGGAGCUCAGCCCGGCCAAACCGCAGCAGGAGCCACCUUGUGUGUUCUUAAGGGACGUUAACCCCGUGAAUUUUUAGCCAGACGCUGGAGGAGAAAGGUCAAAGGGUAACUUGGCCUGAGCACUGUGGUUGAGGGCACUCUGAGAGUCCUGGGCACUUUGUCCACCCUAUGUCGCUCGGGGAGCCCGGGGUCGGCGCCUGCGUUUGCCCCGUGGUGGGUGUCACCCUGGACCUCUCCCUCAUCUCAGCCGGAGGCACUUCCCACUUUGGAUGUUUGCUUCAGCAAGCUGGCUGCCUCCGCUUUUCAUGGAAAAAACUUCCUGAGGAUUCUCUCGGCCAGUGUGGGAGGUCCUGGGGGGCCUGGCACCAUGUUCCUCCAGCUCAGAGACACUCCACGUCACUCCCCACCAGACUCCAGCUCCAGCCACGCGACCCUGCACACCCAAGUCCUCUUACCAGGCACUCUCCAUCAUCCAGCUGGCCACCUGGGACUGUGAUCUGCAGAAAUCUACCAAAUCAGGGGGACCCAGGGGCCCAGGCUCUGCCCCAGGCCUGGUGACAUGCCCCGGAAGCUCAGCCCAAGAAGAUGGAGGGUCCCAUCUGGUCCCCUCUCCCCACAACCUCCGACUGGGAAGCCGUUGAUGGAUCCAUACCCACCAGUGCACUGCCCACGGUGUCCCGGAGGCCCCGUGGGGUCUCGGACGUCUGUGGUGUCUCCUGGGCAGCUCUCUGAUGGCUUCUGUGUGGGGUUGUGGAAUAAAGCAGGCCUGUUUAAUA
Messenger RNA from Ictidomys tridecemlineatus (thirteen-lined ground squirrel), 3793 nucleotides. RefSeq names its product solute carrier family 6 member 19 (gene Slc6a19). The record is from RefSeq and is a predicted model, not a curated record. Gene Ontology annotation, molecular function: neutral L-amino acid transmembrane transporter activity. Gene Ontology annotation, biological process: sodium ion transmembrane transport; nitrogen compound transport; neutral amino acid transport. Gene Ontology annotation, cellular component: plasma membrane; apical plasma membrane; brush border membrane. NCBI's taxonomy places the organism in Eukaryota, Metazoa, Chordata, Mammalia, Rodentia, Sciuridae.